Drosophila suzukii is the source of this 1422-nucleotide messenger RNA. RefSeq names its product Regulatory particle triple-A ATPase 3-related (gene Rpt3R). NCBI's taxonomy places the organism in Eukaryota, Metazoa, Arthropoda, Insecta, Diptera, Drosophilidae. Gene Ontology annotation, biological process: proteasome-mediated ubiquitin-dependent protein catabolic process. The record is from RefSeq and is a predicted model, not a curated record. Gene Ontology annotation, cellular component: proteasome regulatory particle, base subcomplex. Gene Ontology annotation, molecular function: ATP hydrolysis activity; ATP binding; proteasome-activating activity.
AUGUGAAAGGCUAUUCAGCAAGCUGUUGUCGAUAACUCUUCAACUCUACCCUGAUUUAGCUUUUGAAAAUUCAAGUCAUUCUCUUUUCUUCCGAAACUUUGCAGGGACAAGACGAAAAUGCGUUUGCUUAAAGAAGAAAUUGCUCAAUUUCACCAGAAAUCACUGCAGAAAUACGAGGGUCUCGACCCGAAUGAUCUGUAUGUGCUGUACAAGAAGCUCCAGAUGGAACUGGAGCUCAUCCAGGUGCAGGAGGAUUACAUCAAGGAGGAGCAGCGCAACCUGAAGAAGGAGUUCAUCCACGCCCAAGAGGAGGUGAAGCGCAUAAAGGCCGUUCCAUUGGUCAUUGGGCAGUUCCUGGAGGCGGUGGACGAGAACAAUGGCAUAGUAGCCUCCACCACCGGAUCCAAUUACUACGUUCGCGUCCUGUCCACCAUAGACAGGGAGCAACUGAAGCCCUCCUCCUCGGUGGCGCUCCACAAGCAGAGCAAUUGCCUGGUGGACUUGGUACCGCCGGAGGCUGACAGCACCAUAUCGAUGCUAACGCCGGAGGAGAGGCCUGAUGUAAACUACUCGGACAUCGGGGGCUUGGACAUGCAGAAACAAGAGAUUCGCGAGGCCGUGGAGCUGCCCCUUACGCAUGCCCAGUUGUACAAGCAAAUUGGCAUUGAUCCGCCGCGUGGUGUGCUGCUUUUUGGGCCUCCUGGAUGCGGCAAGACCAUGCUGGCGAAGGCGGUGGCCCAUCACACCACAGCCUCUUUCAUACGCGUUGUGGGCUCCGAGUUCGUCCAGAAAUACUUGGGCGAGGGGCCGCGCAUGGUCAGGGAUCUUUUCCGCCUGGCCAAGCAGAAUGCUCCUUCGGUCAUCUUCAUCGAUGAAAUCGACGCCAUUGCCACUAAGCGUUUUGAUGCCCAGACUGGGGCGGAUCGCGAGGUGCAGCGCAUUCUACUGGAGCUGCUCAACCAGAUGGAUGGCUUUGAUGAGACCACCAACAUUAAGGUUAUCAUGGCCACCAACCGUGCCGAUACCUUGGAUCCAGCUCUACUGCGUCCCGGUUUGGAUCGCAAGAUAGAGUUCCCAUUGCCGGAUCGUCGCCAGAAACGCCUGGUUUUCACCACAAUCACCUCGAAAAUGAAUGUGGGCGAGGAUGUUGACCUGGAGGAUAUAAUCGCUCGUCCCGACAAGAUCUCCAAUGCCGACAUCAAUGCCAUUUGCCAGGAGGCAGGAAUGCAUGCGGUGCGAGAGAAUCGUUAUGUGGUCAACGCCAAGGAUUUCGAGAAGGGUUACAAGACCAGCGUGCGCAAGGACGAGACUCAACACGAGUUCUACAGCUAGAUCAAAAAUUUAGCCAGCCUUAAAUAGUAUUUGAUCUGAUAAUGUUAAUAUAUGAUCUUCGUCGUAUUAAAAUAUAAGAAUUUCAUUUCA